AUGGCCCGCUCUCGUUACUUCGAUGAUACAGUAGCCAUCAACGAGGACCAAGCCAGAUCAUACCCGACGGGAGAGGCAGACGGUCCCACAGAAGAUGAUAUCCAACUGCUACGGUUGCAGGGCGCCUUUGAGCUACCACCACGGUCUAUCCGUGAUGGCCUAAUCAACACAUUCAUGGAACGAUGUUCACCAUGGAUGCCAAUCAUCGAACGCAGCUGGCUUGAAGAAAGCGGUUCUCAGAAACCGUCCAUGCUACUUCUUCAAUCGAUCUUCGUUGCCGCAAGUCGAGUUACCUCGGCGCCGGCUGUCACUGCGUAUGCAUCUUCGCAUCAGUUUUACCGCCGUGCAAAAGCUUUAUUCUGGUCUGGUUAUGAGAGAAAUCCAGUGACUGUUGUCGCUGCAGCUAGAGACUGCUUGAUUUCUGCCGGACAGGGUCGGCCACUCGCGGUUGACAUGGACGAUUGCGAGCUGGCACCACCCUGUCUCGAGGACUUUCAAGAUUCGAGCUCAGAUGUCACUCUAUUUAUCGCAUAUGUGGAAAUCAGUUCAAUCUUGGGCCAUCUUACCCAACACUGUCGACGCAAAACUCUCACGCGUCAGGUACGACAAAACAUCGAGAAUCAGUUGUAUCGAUGGACACGAGAACUCCCACGGUCCCUGCGCUUAUUUCGCAGUGACAGCAGGCCAGGGGACUCAGCUUCACCCAAAGGUCUGGCUCAGUACAAUUUUGAAGCGCGACAGCUUCACAUCCCAUACUUCGUUUGUCUUGCGAUCAUGUGUCGACCGAUUUCUGGAAACUUGCCUUCCUCAGCAAUGAUCCUGGCAUCCUCAUUUAUAGCGGGGAUCUUCGAAGACUUCCUUGCUCGAGACGAGGUCCAAUUUCUGGGUCCAAUCUUCACUUUUCAUUUACUAGCUGCUGGAAUUGGUCUGCUUUCAAGCAAAAAUAUUCCUUCCCUUUGGGAGCAAGCGGCUGGUAGUUUGGAAACAAUCUAUCUGGCCCUUGAUGAACUUGCAAAACGCUGGUCGUCUGCAAAGGGUAGUCUCAGAGCACUGAGGAGCAUUGCUGAGAAGCAGCAAAGCCUAGCAACGCCAGAUCAAGUGCCGGUGAUGACGCUCUUAAGGGAAUACCGGCCCUACUUCGAAGGAUUCGGGUCGGAGCUUUCUUGGGCAUGGCCUUGCUUCAUGGAAGUCGGACAAAAUGAGAGCAACAAUGGCAGUGGCACACUAGCAUUCGGUGAAUCGGAUGCUAUAGGUCAUUUGGCCGAGUCCCGGGUACCGGGCGAUAUACCUUCGGAGUAUCGGCCUCUUACAACUGUCUUGGACCCGAAUGCUGGGUUUGUCAUGGGUGAUAUGCCGCAGGACAUGACGGGUGACUUCUUUCACGAUCAAUAUCAGGGCAUGGGAGAUUGGCUAUUCAAGGAUCUCGACUGGAAUGGUGAGAUAACUUGGUAG
This is a messenger RNA of Penicillium arizonense, 1452 nucleotides long. Its product is annotated as fungal specific transcription factor domain-containing protein. The coding region runs from base 1 to 1452 and encodes 483 amino acids. The record is from RefSeq and is a predicted model, not a curated record. NCBI's taxonomy places the organism in Eukaryota, Fungi, Ascomycota, Eurotiomycetes, Eurotiales, Aspergillaceae. The transcript is spliced from 2 exons.